Messenger RNA from Lactuca virosa, 420 nucleotides. NCBI's taxonomy places the organism in Eukaryota, Viridiplantae, Streptophyta, Magnoliopsida, Asterales, Asteraceae. The record is from the annotation of a GenBank genome assembly.
AUGAGGUCUUCUACAAUAUAUAACUUGCUCAUCUUUAUCAUCUUAACAUACCCAAUUGCUUCAACAGCGUUUGCAUGUCCGUUUACAGCAAAAUGGAAUGUUAGCGUUAUUAGUGUUGUCCCUAAAGAUCUUGUUGUUCACAUCAAAUCAGGAGAUGAUGAUCUUGGGAAUCAUACCAUUCCAUUCGUUGGAAAUUAUAGUUGGUCUUUUUGUGAAAUGUUAGGUGAUCACAUUCUUUUUUACGGUUACUUCUGGUGGGGUUCAAAAUUUCAGAACUUAUAUUUGUUUGACGAAGCCAUUUCUGACAAAUUCAUUUCAAAUGUGGAUACUGAACAUUGUUACUGGUUUGUAAAACCUGUGGGGUUUUAUGUAAGUAAUCUUCCAAGCGGAGGUGGGGAGUUCAUUAAAGGUUGGGACUAA